ACUAUGGCGGAGGCGGCGAGAGGGAGCCAGACCUCAGAGUUAGACCCUUCAGUACCAGCAACACAAGUUAAAAAACGUGAGAGACAGACGGGCGUGUCAUGGGACGACGUGGCCGCCAGACUGCUGCAGGAGAAGCUGCUGCUGACGGCGCUGGAGCUGCACACGGAGCUGGUGGAGGCGGGGUGUGAACUGCCCAGACUGAGAGAUUACUUCUCUAAUCCUGCCAACUUUGAUCAUUACACGACUGUAAGACAUGCUGACCUGCAUUCCGUCGCCCUGCAUACUGGACUCUCACUCGCACGCUCUUCAAGCCAAACUACUCUAGAUUCUCUGGAUUGGGGUCGUCUCAGCGAAGAUGGAGAAAGAGCUGUGGAUGAGCGCGUGGCUGUCCUUGAGUUUGAAUUACGCAAGGCGCGUGAGACUAUACAGGGACUGCGAACAAAUCUCACACAAGCAACAGAAUCAAAACCAUCAUCUUUUGAAAAGGAGGAAGCAAAUAAACCGGCUAUUGUAGCAUCUUUAUCAUCCAUCCGUCCACAUGAGAAGAGAACGUUAAACUUCUUAAUUAAUGAGUUUCUUGUGACAAAUUCUUACAAACUAACUGCAAUCACCUUUGCUGAUGAGAAUGAUGAUCAGGAUUUUGAGCAUUGGGAUGAUGUGGGACUGAAUACUGGUCGGCCGCCAAACUUGGUGCAACUGCUUAGAGAAGGCGGCCACUCUACAACUCGGCUCAUCUCGUGUUCUUCCCAGACAGAGGGUAGCUCACAAACACAGAUCACUCAGCUGGAGGAGCAGAUAAAAAGGUUACAAGAAGAGCUAAAUGAAGCAAAGAGUAAUUUUGAUGCUCAAGAGAGGGAAUUUCAGAAGUUGAAGAGAAGAGCUUCUGCCCCAAGCAUAACUCCACUUACAUCGCCUAAAAAACAAACCAAUCGUAUGCAAGCUGAAGGGAACACAGAUAAUGCUGACAAGUCAAGCCCAAUUAGUGUUGAUAAGGAUGGUCGAGAAUCGCCUGAGGGAACUUCAGAUAAUGAAGAAGCAUCAGGGGGUGGUGGAUUUGUUAUGGUAACACCUUCAGCAGUGCCACUUAGGACUCAAACCAUAGGGUCUUCAGCAAAUGUUGAAUUUAAAAAUGGUGUUGAAAACAGUGAGGAAAUUACUGAUGAAGGUGCUGGUGCUCAUGCACAGAUAAAUGAAUUGAUAAAUGAUGUAAGUGGAUUUGAAAUGCCUUCAGAAUCUAUUGAAGAUCUGAUACAAGCCAACCAUGGAGGUACACAUUGUGAUUUAAAUAUACAGCUUUCAGAAUCUUUGGAUCAAAGAGUUAGUGUGACUGAGGAAGAGGUGUUGAUAAAGGGAGAAAUAAAUGUAUACGAGUCCUCCACAAUACCAGAUGACGAUGGAGAUGUGGAAAGCGUUGAUGAUUCCUCUGUUAGACAUCAUCACCAGCCUCAGUCAAGAGAUACUAUUCCUGUAAAUGAAAGCACAGGAAACGUAAGUUCAACAGAGAAAUAUCUAGAACAACUAAAGACCGAGGCCAAAACAUUGCUGAGGGCGUCUUCAAAGAGGUGUCCGCCAGAGGCUUUUGAGGAACAUGUAGUGCAGGCCAGUCUUGGCCACAUAAUGCGGAGAAAUUCACGGGUACAGACUGAGGUAGCAACACUGGGUCAAGGUGGCCAAGAACUCUUAGAUGUAGUUGCAACCUCGAUACACAACAUAGCUCCUAAUGUCAUUCUAGCGAAACGUGAGGAACUGUUACCACUCCUCAUCUGUGGGGUGAGUCUACACAAAGAUGGACGAGAGAGAGAGCGCUUACUCCACCUGCUGUUUAACCUUAUUAAGCGGCCAGAUGAGGAGCAGCGCAUCAGCAUUCUAACGGGACUUGUUGGUCUGGCUCGUGUUUUGGGAGCCACCAAGCUUGAGGCUGAACUACUGCCGCAGUGUUGGGAACAGUUGACUCACAAGUAUAUUGAGCGCCGACUGCUUGUAGCUCAAUCUACAGCUGCCUUGGCUCCUUACACCCCGCCACCACUAAGAAACUCUCUCUUGCUUUCCAUGCUACUUCAACUCCUUGCUCCAGGUGGUGAGAAAGAGACCCGGGUGAGAGAUGCAGCACUGACUAGCUUAUCCCUCUUAGUCACUUUCCUAGAUGACCAAGACAAGUUACCCGUUCUUGUGGACACCUUACUAUAUUGCCUUGAGAAUAUUGGGACCACUACUGAUACAUCACCUCCUGCAGCUCUUGAUACAUCAUUUAUGACAGCAAGAUCUGCAGCAUCACCUAGAGCUACAGACAUGCUCCUUGAAUCUUUAGCCAUGUGGGCUGUUGAAAUAAACAGACUAGAUCUCAUACUUGACCCUUUGUUAACAAAACUUAAUCAAAUGGCUAUGCAUUUCAAGCAGCAGCAGCAGCAGGUUAAUUUGCAAGCUUCACAAGCAUUGGGACAACAGCCAAUCGUUCCUGUGAUAGAGGCACUUGUAAAGAUAAUUCCGUUCAUACUGGCGACACUUAUUAAUUCAUUACCUGCUGUAGAUGGUGACGAUAGUACAGUUACUACUUUAAUUUCUUUAUCAGCUUGUAGUGCCUUGGAGGAAUUAGAAGUUAUUAUUGGAAAUAAAGCCACAGCUGAAUCUGGCUUAACUAAAUUUCACCAGUAUGUUUCUAAGGAAUGGUUCAAGUCAUGGAAAGAACUCGAGUAUGUUACUCAAAAGUUCUUUCCAGCCAUAAUUAAGUCCCUCUGUUUUAUUGAUGCUUCAGCUGUGUCAAUAAUUCAAGCAUUUAUUAAGUUGUUUUCUCAGUUGCCAAUUUGUUUUGGAUCUUACCUUACAGCAUCAAGCAUUACUCCAAUUUUUAUGGAAAAUUUGAGCAUUGAUGACUCGGCACUUGAAGCAGUUCGUCAGGGAAAUACUGGCCUCACUGGUUCAUUGGUGGUUGUGUAUAUCGUAGCUUUUUUGGCAUCAAAUCAAGGAUACUCUGAAAAGCCAGGGGAGCUGGAAGGAUUUUUGGCAAGACAAAUAAGUAUUCUUUCCCUGUGCCGUGCACAACCAGACUCACUGUAUGUUGCUAUCUCAACCUUAUUGCAGUCCCAACGUAAUCAAGAGUCUGUGCUUGGAGCUUUAUGGUCAUGUGUAGUUCAUAAAUCCAGUAUGGUGAGAGCAUGCAGUGCUGGGUUGUGGGGAGUAGUUGUGAGUAGUGUGGAGGAUGGUGCCUUGGGAUCACGCGUUGUACCGGCUCUCGUUACUCUCGCCACAGACCCAGAUAUACAUGUCAAGGCCUCGGCAGUUCAUCCUCUGGCUACGGUUAUUACAACGACAACAAAUACUGAGGUAUUAGACAAAGUGUGGCUUCAACUGGAGACUUUGUGUGAGGAUCCAUCUGUGCUGGAGAACUUGGAAUUCCAGUUGGCUCUGGCACGCACAUGUAGUCUUAUGGCACACACUGCACACCCUCGCCUCAUACAUCAGUUUUUGCUGCCGCAGUUGUGUCGACUGGCAAUGGAUGGGAGGCAUAGCGAGGACGACACAGCACUACUGGGCGCGGGGCUGCUAGAAGCAUAUUCGGCUCUCACUUGCUGUCAUUUGCCAGAUCAUGUAGUAGCACACUUUGUUCUUCCACCACUCACCCAGCUUCAAAAAACAUUAGGAUCAUCAACAUUUGAACACAUGGAAACCAUUACUGACCUGAUUCGGGAAUACAACAUGCACACCCAAGCAUCCCAGGGAUUGGAAAGGCGCAAAUCCAACUUGUCACUUAGUGGCGCAUUGCCCGUUCAUCCUGGAGUUGAUGACAUGAAGAACAAGAUGAGUAAGAUGUUUGCAUCCCGUCCGUCUGCUAAUGUCCUGCAAGCCAAAGCUCAAGCUAUGAAUGUCAGUCUGCCAGGAUUCUUAAAGAAAAAAUAAGAAUAAGUUGAUUUAUGAACAACUUUUCCUAAAAUAAUUUUUCUAUCAAAACUGGUAAUCUUUUUUGGUUGUGGUAGAUAUAUGCAAGUUACAGUGAUGGUGGUGGAUGCUCAAACAUUAUUCAUUUAUAUAUACACUACUGAUUAUAUAUAUAUAUAUAUAUAUAGUGUGUGUGUGUGUGUACUCACCUAGUUGUGUUUGCGGGGGUUGAGCUCUGGCUCUUUGGUCCCGCCUCUCAACCGUCAAUCAACAGGUGUGUGUGUGUGUGUGUGUUAUAUAUAAACAUAAUAAUAAUAAUUUGCAGAAAGUGUUCUCUCUGAAGUGGGGAAAUACUUUUUUCUCAGUUUCAGUGAAAUUGUAGAGAUUAUAUUAAAUAACAAAAAUUACUGUCUUACACUCUUCAACAAGGUCUGUUUUUAUAUAGGUUUACAAAUACUAUGUAUUUUGUGUGUGUGUGUGUGAGAUAGAGAAACUGAAUACGAACAAAUUUAUUACUGUACUGUAUAUCAUUUUAUAUACACAGUAACAGGAAUGAUUGUACUGUAUUUGUAUACAGUAGUGGUAACAAGCUCGGAUAUGUUGGUGACGAGCACGGGAAGCUUGAUAUGAUGGAGUUGUCUGGCAGCUUCAUUGGUAUAUAGAUGCUAAGUGGAGUUUAAGCAGAACAUAAAUCUUUAAUAUAAUGGCUGUGGGUAAAUGACCUCCAUGCCCAGUGUACCAGAUGGCAGCCCACAUCACCUGGAGGUCUGGCCGGUCUGUGCUAUCUCUAUACGAUGCACUGAUUUCUGCAGGAACCUGUUCUGCUAUUAUUUGGGUAAGUGGUGUUUGCAUUCCUUGGAACAUUUGUCAUGCAGAGGACCAUGCAUUGGGUAUUGUUAAUAUGUCUGCUUCUUCUUCCAUUAAUUCAUUGAGUUAAGAAUUUGAGGGCUGACAUUGCAGUUUACAUGGGUGACCACAGCAGAAAUUUCUCCUGGAGGCUUCAACACCAUACAAACCUUUCACUCUUUCAAGCUCUCUUACCCCUUCCUCCAACUUGUCUUUUGUAUAUUGUUCUGCUUCCUUUCCAAGCUUCUGAUUGUAUCUUUACUACUUUUUUGUACACUCUGGGAGUAUACAAAGGAGAAAUACUCUUCACUGUAAGCAAUUCUCAGAUAUGUUACUAACAUACCCAUAUCUCUUCAAUAUGUUGCACUUCACCUACUUCACAUUUCAUUCAGUUGCCCCUCUCACACAUGCCAUCGCUCUUAUUUACUUCCACAUUGUUAUACCCAUCCCAUAUACUUAACUGAGCUGCUUUUUCCAAAUGCAAAAUAUUUUCGUGAGUUUUCAAUACUAAUAUUUACUCUUAUUGUCACAUAAACAAGCAUGAAUAAAGGAGGCUAGUUGGUUGGCUGUCAAACCUAUCCGUUAAUUAAAUGCACAAAUUUUUUUACACAAUUAACCCCAUAAAAAUUGGUGUGGUUUAGGGAAAUUAAAAACUGCUGCAAUAAUGACACUUCCUGGGGAGAAAUGAAUGAUGACUUUAAUAGGUUAGGUGGAUAGCCUAGGUUCUGACACUUUUGAUUAGGUUACACCACUGCAUUUUUAUAGAAGUACAAAAAAUGGGCUAGGCUGUUAUUGCUGGGCCACUGGCUUACAGACAAUACUGUACCCAGUGGGCAUAAUAUCCUAGUGUAACAUUAAUUCAGUGUUGAGUCAAUGUUACUCUUGUAUAUUGUUCCCACUGGGUACGUGUCUGCCCAGAUACAUGGCUCCUCCAAGAAGCCAAGAUAUAUGUAAUAUCUAACAUUAGUGUUGAAUAACUAGCUAUGGCAACCUGAUUAUUUUUUUACUAAUGCCUGUGUCACUGUAUAAUGACUAUGGACUCUGUGCAUGUGUGACUGAUGACUGUAAAUGGUCAUUGUGUCACUGUGACUGGUGGCCAGCUGAUGACUGAUAACUCUCCCAUAACUGCGUGAUGAUUGUAUCCACUGAUAGUGACCAGUAUGUGACAGUUGUGAUUACAGGGAUUUCUCUCAAGGUAAAGAGAAGAGGAGCAGGUGUGUGGAGACAGGUUAGAGCUCUUUAUAUUUGAGUAAACCAGCCUGCUACAACAACAAACCAUGUUGUAAACAUCAUGUAAUUGGUCAAAAUCAAAUGUUUUAUUUAGCCAAAAGGUAAGGUAAUUAUCAUGGAAAGUGCCAAGCUAUUAAGGCAUGCACAUAGAAUGGGAUAUGAUGAUGAUGAGUUAGGAUAGGACAGAGGAAAUGAAUGGGGCCCAGUCACGUGGAUGGUUGGGGAUUGAAUGUCAGCGUGUAAGAAGCAAGGCUGUCUACUGUCCAGUCAAUGUGGCUCUUCUACUUUUGCCAAUAAAUAGCCUUCUUUAUUUUCAUUUAUAAAUAUGCAUAUCACAUCAGUUGUGCUGAACAAGUUGAUAUAAUGAUUUUAUAUUUUUUCAGUGGGAAUGAAUGUUAACCGAUCUGGUUUGCUCUACAAUGGUAUGCUUGUUUGGUGGCAAUAACAAAUUUAAUCUUCAGUCUUUUGGACAAAAGGUAAUAUUUUAAAGUGUUUUUCAGGGGGGAAGAAUGUAUCCUAUGGGGCCGCAAGUACAUUGUUAAAAUUGAUUUGAAAUAAAUUCUAUUUACUUGCUAAUGAUAUAGAAUAAAAAAAGAUCCUUGAUAUUGCAAUAUAGUUUAUUUGCACUUGGAGAUAAAACUAAAUCUUCAGAAGCAUGCUGGUUGUUCUUAAAGUAAAAGACUAAAUUUUGGUGAUAGGAAGUGUAGGAGCGAGAUGAAGUUAGCAGAAGUUUUAUACUACAGUGCAUUGUAGAACUCAUUUGGUAGUCAUUAGUGGUGUUAUUGGCAAAAUAAUUUAAUUAUACUCAUAAAGAAAAUAGUCUUUAAUAUUUGUUAUUUAUUAAUAAAUAAUUCAUUUUGUCUGGAACAGGCAUGUAGAUGCGUAUAUAAAAUAUAUUUUUAGGGUUGUACGAGGCACCCCCCCCCCCCCCCUCCAAGAUCAAACUUCUGACCCUCCCCAGAAUGCAACCUUACAAUAGGUGCCUAACUCCUGGGUAUCUAUUUACUGCUAGGUAAACAGAUGAAUUAGGGGAAAGGUAACAUACCCAACCAUUUCUGUCCCACCUGGAAAUGAAACCCAGCAUCCUCAAUUAACACUUUUGGUCCCCUGUGGACGUAUGCGGCGUCCACGAUUAACUCUGUGGAUGUGCAAAACAGAUGGCCGCGAUGUCCAAAAUUAAAAAAAUUGUUAAAACUCUAUUGGUUUUCCGAUCAUUAUUGGACUAGUUUUAAAAUGCGUGCCUUUAGAUUGCAAACCACUUGAUACCAGAAUGAACGACAUAGCAUGAAAAUUGAGGUGAGAAAAACUGAACAGAGUAUACACAUUUUAUUGUGGGUGGGCAGAUUUGUGCUUGCUCGUGGAUAACGCUCGGCAGACUUUCUAGUUUGCUGUGGGUAGCGCGCAUGUUUAGUUUUCUUAUAUACAUAUAUUCCUUUAAAAAAUUCUAUCACGAACAAAUUGAUAGCAAAAUGAACGAUGUAACACAAAAAUUGAUGGAUAACGCUCAGCUGAUUUUUGGGUUUGUUGUGGGUGGUGUCACGGGUGUGUCUUAUUUUCGUCAUCAAUUGUGUCAUGAUUUUGUUGUCAUAGUUUGUGUGUCAUAGAGAUCUGUCAAGAAUUUGGUGAUGGUUGUGGACCUUUAAAUGUUGUCUAGGGGCAAUAAAUGAUUUUACUUGAGCCUAGGGGAAAACCAAGGAGUAAGGAAAACAGCCUAGUACAAGACACAAAUUUAUACGUACAAGACAAACGAUAUUACAUAUAUUAAAUAUUGUUCCUACUACACAAGGUCAUUAUGAAUGAAUACAAUUCCCUAGCGGGCUCUAAAUACCCUAAGGCUCACCGUCCCAAACUUGGAACCGUGCACAGUCACCACAGAUAUCAACCGAUGACACAUAUAUUUACACCUCUAAGAAACCUGGACUCUCUUAUAGAACAUCUCCAAAAUCUUGCAACCUUGAUAACAAGUAAUGAUGGCUUAUCUGACUGUAUGGCUGGAGAAAUUUCUCCCGAUAGCAAGGUCUGGUUGUCAACGUAUCCGCCUCCCCUCACAUCAAGAUGGGGUCAACCUCUCUUGCGUCAUCGCCCCUUAAUACUCUAUUCUUUACAUUUGCAAUCAAACCCUUUAUUGACUUUAUUUACCAUAUUCCCCAUGCAUACUUUUAGAUUGAGUCCAUUUUUCCCUCACAUAGUUAGGCUAUUCCAGUUCACAUUAUUCCUGACAAUCUCCAGCUGAGAAGGUACUAAUUUGCUGGGCAGAAUAUUACUGGUAACUCCCGGCCUCCCAGAUUUCAGCUGUAGAUUUAUUCUAAUAAACUUUCUCCACUGUCCCCCCCAACAUUUUAUAAUUUGAAACUAUCCUCCAUUGGAGGUAAGGUUCAUAACAGGUGGCAUGCCUUUUUUUUUUUUUUUUUUU
Molecule: messenger RNA, 8362 nt
Organism: Procambarus clarkii (red swamp crayfish)
Lineage: Eukaryota; Metazoa; Arthropoda; Malacostraca; Decapoda; Cambaridae
Source: RefSeq, a predicted model, not a curated record